AUGGAGAAGAAAUACGUUCAUGUCAUUGAAAUGGAUGAAGUUUACUCCGUUGGCAAUCCAAUUCUUUUAAGAAGUGGUAACUCGGUGUUAGAUGCCUUGUGCGGCUGCUUGCCGUCGAUGGAAGUUAUCAAGGUAUAUUUGACUAGUUUCUUUAAUUCUUCGUUGUUUAAAGAGAUCGAGAUAGUUGAUCCAAAUAAAGUGUUUUCUGACGUCGAUGUAUGUUUGAUUGCUGUCAACGGAGAGAAAAAAACCCUUGCUAUGUUGGUUGGCUACAAUUACUCAUCGGUAAGGAAUGUACUUGUCAACAAUAAAAAGAUACAUCCAUUACCGACUUAG
Molecule: messenger RNA, 336 nt
Organism: Kluyveromyces lactis
Lineage: Eukaryota; Fungi; Ascomycota; Saccharomycetes; Saccharomycetales; Saccharomycetaceae
Exons: 1
Coding region: 1-336 (111 amino acids)
Source: RefSeq, a predicted model, not a curated record